Molecule: messenger RNA, 6930 nt
Organism: Hyla sarda
Lineage: Eukaryota; Metazoa; Chordata; Amphibia; Anura; Hylidae
Gene: CRB1
Product: crumbs cell polarity complex component 1
Exons: 14
Coding region: 531-4679 (1382 amino acids)
Biological process (GO): establishment or maintenance of epithelial cell apical/basal polarity; heterophilic cell-cell adhesion
Cellular component (GO): plasma membrane; protein-containing complex
Molecular function (GO): calcium ion binding
Source: RefSeq, a predicted model, not a curated record
UUUUUAUGUUGGGAGUUGCACUUAUGCAACAGCAGGAGGCACAAAGGCCUCACCUCCUGCUGCUGCCACCGCCAGCCAGGAUCCUGCCGCUGAUCAUGUUACCGCCGCUGAGGCUGAUCAUGAUGUUGCCGCUGCCGACCAUGUUGUCGCCACAGCUUGGAAGUAUCCCUACAUUUCUUCUGCAUAAACACUAAUGUAUAGUAAUCAGGUCUUGACUACGGAUUAGACUCCAGAUGGAGAAAAAGGGACUUCGAAGCAGGUAAUCCAGCAAUAUAUUAGUUAACCAUAAUCUGGGCAGGCUGAACCCUUCCCUCCCCUCCGUCCCCUCCAUUCAUCUGCGCCAGGUUUUCCCCAUCACCCAUGCCACUUGUUCAGCAUCUUCGCUCUUCUGUCUCCCAGAGCAGACUUUGCCUGUGCCGUUGUGUACAGGAUAAAGAACCGAUGCUCUGUGCAUAUGGAGGCGGUAUGGUCCUGAGCAUCCUGCCUCUGAAUGGAGUGAUGUGGACGGAACCGUAGAGCAGAGUCGGACGAUGGAACAGCCACGGGUAUCAUGGACUCACGUUCUCUAUCUAGUCGUCCUCAUGUAUCUCCAAGUCACACGUACUAUCGGCUCCAGGAACACAACAAACUGUUCUUCUCCUCUGUGCAGGGACAACUUAUCGUGCUCAUCUCCUACAGGCUGCGGGAGCUUAUCGGAUCCAUGUCUCUCAGAUCCUUGCCCACGGAAUGCCACGUGCCAGGUUACCCUCGAUACAGAGACCUACGAGUGCCGCUGCCCAGCAGGAUUCAAGGGGAGAUCUUGUGAAAUCCCAAUGAAACAGUGCUUCAGAAAUCUGUGUAGACAUGGAGGACAGUGUUAUGUCACUGAGCGAGGGUCCACCUGCGCUUGUGCUGUAGGCUACAAGGGGACAUUCUGUGAGACUCCAGAAGAUGAGUGCCUUUGGAAUCCAUGCCAUAAUGGAGCCGUGUGUAGAGAAAGGGGGAAUGGACAAGCGUGUUACUGCGUUCCUGGAUUUCAAGGGGCUCUAUGUGACAUUGAAGUCAAUGAAUGUAUCUCCCAGCCGUGCCAACAUGGCGGCACAUGCCUGAACCAAAUUGGACGUUAUAGCUGUGUUUGUCCGCCUGAGUAUACAGGCAGGGACUGUGAGCUGGAGUAUAAUGCGUGCACUUCGCAGCCUUGUGUGAAUGGAGCCACUUGCCUGGACAAUGCGGGAUCUUUCUCCUGUCAUUGUGCCGCAGGAUUCUCCGGGGACCUUUGUGAUGUGAACAUUAAUGAGUGUGCGAGCUCUCCGUGCCUUAAUGGUGGACACUGUGUGGAUGAGAUUGCUGGCUAUAUCUGUGACUGCAGUAUGGUGGGAUAUACGGGGGUGAACUGUGAGGCUCCUGCACCUCUGUGCUCAUCGCAGCCGUGUCAGAAUAUCGCCACCUGCCUGGAGGAUUCUGGGAGCUUCCAGUGUCUCUGCUGGCCAGGGUACACGGGUCCUCUAUGUGAGAGCUACAUCCCUAUGUGCAAGAGCCAGCCUUGUAUGCAUGGUGCAGAAUGCCAGGACCUCACAUGGUUCAACAUGUCUCAAGGACAAGUCAACGAGCAAGACAAAUCCAAAGGAUACAUCUGUAAAUGCCGAAAUGGAUUCCUUGGUGUCCAUUGUGAGCAAGACAUCAAUGAGUGCGAGUCGAAUCCCUGCCGGAACGGAGGCACAUGUGUGAACCUUCUCGGCGGGUAUAUUUGUCGCUGUCCCACGUACAUGCUGGAAGGACGUUACUAUGGAGGGCCGGACUGUACACAGGUGCUUAUGGGCUGUGAGGAACAUAUAUGCCAAAACGGUGGCACCUGCAUACCUUCUAUGAUAGACAAUGAACACCCCCAUACCUGCUUGUGUGCACUGGGAUUUACUGGACCUUAUUGUGAGACACAGACCACGCUCUCGUUUAAUGGUAGAACUAUUCUUACUCUUACGUUACCGUCACGUAGCGGGGAACCUUUCAAUGUUUCUGUAUCGUUCCAGACUGUUCAGACAUCUGCUUCUAUAUUACACCUGCGAGGCCGAGAAACAGCCUUGAGACUCUAUCUUCAGAACGGCUCCUUAUUCUUAUCCUUACACCGGGAUAGUCAUUUGGACUCUCUAUUACAUUUGCCUUACAAUGUCAGUGAUGAUCUUUGGCAUACAGUCGAAAUAAUCUCCCAAGAUGAUCUCUGUCUUAAAUUGCUUGACCCUUCGUGCGGAAUGACAUGUGUGAACCAGUCCGGCCUGAGAGAUGCUUCGACUAUUGAGUUCCAGGAAAUGUUUUUUGGAGGUGAACCCUCAGCACCGGGGAAGCAAGAAACCGGAAUUACUGAUAAAGUAAUUCGGACGCAGUUCGUAGGCUGCCUACGUGAUAUUAAAGUGGGCUCCAUCAUUGUUACAGAGGAAGAUGGGAAAUUGACAAAUAUUGGAGUUGGCUGCAAAAGGUGUGACCAUUGUGAGAGUCACCCAUGUGGACACAGAGGUGAAUGCAUCAAUCUAUGGCUGAGCUAUUACUGUGACUGCCAUCGGCCAUAUAGAGGAGACAACUGCUCUGCAGAAUAUGAAGCUGCCGGAUUUGGUUAUGGGAAUGCAUCAUCCUAUGCUGUUCUCCAAACAAGAAUUGGACACAACGAUGACGCAACUAUGUCUGCAUUUGUCAGAACAAAGCAUGAUAUGGGGGUUUUGUUUGCUAUUGGAGACUCUGUUCACUAUGAAAUUAUAGUUUUCCUGGAAUCUGGGAAAUUGACAGCAAGAACUGGAAAUGGUGUUCAGGUUACAGGAAAACAUAGUAUCAGUGAUGGUCAAGAUCAUCUGCUGAACGUGAAACUGACAGAGAACAAGCUGGAUGUGUGGACCUCAUCACAACCACUGGAUUCUAUAUCUAUACAGAUCAAUAGAGAACGGGAUUUACGUUUUCUUUACAUUGGAGGACUGGACGAUCAAUUGGAGACCAUUAAGUGGGGAGGGCAUUUUAAAGGUUGUAUCCAAGAUCUGAGGAUCAAUGGCGCACCACAAGAAUUCUUCACUGGUUCCGAAAAUUCAGGAAAUGUCAUUUUAGUCAAUUUAACAAGAGGCUGCCUAAAUGAUACCAGCUGCAAGCCCGGCCUUUGCCAGAAUGGAAGUGCUUGUACAGAUGGCAAUGAUUGCUCGUGUUCUUCAAAUACACAAGGAAAGACAUGUGAAGACCUAAAGUGGUGCCAGCUCACUCAAUGUCCUUCUGGAUCUGUCUGCCAGCCUGUGCCUGGAGGAUAUGAAUGUAUUUCCAAUGCAUUAUUCCAUGGUAAUGGACAAGCUGUCAGUUUUAGAAGCAACGGGAAAAUAAUGAGGGACCUCACCAACCUAACCAUUGGCUUCCGCACCGUAGACUCUGAAUCUGUGCUCCUCCACGCCCAACGAGAACCUGAAAUCAUCAGGGUUAACAUCCGGGACACCUUUCUACAUUUUCACCUGCAGAGCAGCAAUGGCCUUGAUGCUGUGAGUCUCUUAAGCAAGGAAUCUGUGAGUGACAGCCGGUGGCACACAGUCACCUUGUCCAUGACGGCUCCUGGAUCCCAGUCCUCAACAUGGCAAAUGGAAAUAGAUGGAAAGCCGGAGAAAACGAUCAGCUCUCUCACAACGGGAAACCUGAACUUUCUCAAGGAAGGCACAGAGAUUUACUUGGGUGUAGACAAGGAUGGAAUGAAGAGUAACUUUACUGGAUGUCUCGGCACGGUGCUCAUUGAAGGAAUACACUUACCAUACUUUGCCGAUAGUGAUUAUUUAAUGGUUAAACCACAAGCAGAGCAAUUCGUGAAGACCUCUCCUGAGAUUGUUGACAUCAGAUGCCUAGCAUCUGACCCCUGUGCCUCUAACCCAUGUAUGUUUGGAGGCAGCUGCCGUGAUGUGUUCACCCACCCAGUCUGUACUUGUCCUGAAGGGCGAAGUGGAGAUGUCUGCGAAACUAAAACCACAGAGUGCCUGCCGAACCCUUGUGCACAUGGUAACUGUACUAUUGAAGCUGAUGGUUACAAAUGUGAGUGCGAGGCUGGUUACACAGGACCCAACUGUGACUACAUCAGCUGUAAUGGUCAUCUUUGCGCUAAAGGUGCCACCUGCACUGGGGGAGCCAAUGGAUUCUAUUGCCUCUGCCCUCCUAAUGUCACAGGGCAGCACUGCAGUUUGUCCUCAUCAUCUGAGAAAUCAUCUAUGAGUUGGGUAAGAAUAUUUAAUGUAAUGCCUUCCAUUUUCUGCGGAGAUGAAAAGAAAAACAUAACCUGUUAUAACUACAGCAACUGCACUGAGGUACAAGGAGUGCUAGGAUGUUCUUGCAAACCUGGAUUUACGGGAGAGAGGUGUGAGAUUGACAUUGACGAGUGUGAAUCCAACCCCUGUCUGAACGGAGGCAUCUGCCAGAACCUGCCCAAUCGCUUCCAUUGCAUUUGUGAUAUGAACUUUGCCGGAGACAACUGCGAGAUUGAUCUCUCCGACUUUCUGCCCCCAGGAGUAUUUACCGCUGUGGCCUCCGCCGUCCUGGCGUUGUUUUUCGCCGUCUGCGCAGGCCUUUGCAUCUUCAUCGCAAUUGCCAGCAUGAGGUCAAGUCAGGGAACCUACAGCCCAAGCAGACAGGAGAAAGAAGGAUCCCGGGUAGAGAUGUGGAACAUUGUUCAGCCGCCCCCUCUGGAGAGACUCAUUUAAGACAAAAUGUACUUCCGCAUCCAGCUUCAAGGACGUCAAACAUCUCAGGAAUCACCUACGUUUCAUUUUAGGAGUCAUGUGCCUAAAAAAAACUAAAAACUAAGAAAAUGUGGACCAUGAGAAUUAAAAAUGCAUUGUCCAAGUUAAAAAAAUGUUUUAGGGGGAAAAUGGCCAUAGCGCAAUAAAAAAAAAAUUGGGGUGGGGGGUCAACCAAUUUGAUGGUGCGGUCAUUGAGCUGUGGUUGGUAGGAUAGUAUUUUCUUAGAGCAGUGAUUUCCAACCAGUGUGCCUCCAGCUGUUGCAAAACUACAUCUCCCAGCAUGCUUGGAGUUGUAGUUUUGCAACAGCUGGAGGCGCCCUGGUUGGGGAACACUGAUAUAGAGGAAAGGACAGCUGACCUGCAUCAAGCAUCAUGAAUGAGAUGUACAUUACUAAAGAACAUAGAUCAUAGAACCAGAAUGACCAUUAUAAUAGAUGGGGGAGAGCUUGUACCAAGCUGUGGUGACAUACAGAGAAGUUGAGCUUAUAUUAUAGUUUAAAGAACCUCCAGUUGAAAACAUAAAAAAAAAAAAAACUGGUGCCAGAAAAUUAAACAGAUUUGUAAAUUACUUCUUUUUAAAAAUCUUAAUCCUUCCAGUACUUAUCAGCUGCUGUAUGCGCCAGAAGGAGUUGUGUUGCUCUUUUCUGUCUGACUACAGUGCUCUCUGCUGACACCUCUGUCCAUGUCAGUAACUGUCCAGAGCAGGAGAGGUUUGCUAUGGGGAUUUGCUCCUCUGGAGCAUAAAGCAGCUGAUAAGUACUGGAAAGAUUAAGAUUUUUUAAUAGACAUCUUUUACAAAUCUGUAUAACUUUCUGGCACCAGUUGAUUUGAAAAAAAAAAUUUGUUUUUCACCGGAGUACUCCUUUAAAAGGAGAGGCAACAAAACUAAACUCAGUGCCUCAUAUAUAAAGUGAUAAUUUUGGUGCCUUUAAUGCAAAAGAAAUAAUAAAAAAUCAGAUACUGACUUGUAUGAUGGACAAGGAUGUCUGGAGAGUAGUGUCCCUAAUAUGCACGAAUAGCACUUCCACCUGGUGCCAUAAUUGCAAUAGCCGAAAAAGGGAAACUGAUCCUAAAUAAAGUCCUAAAUAAACUGAUUUAUUUAGGACUUUCUAACAUUGUGUAUCCCACUAAAACAAACGCGUUUCUGGCACCUACACUGCAUCCUUAAUCAUGACUAUCUGUGGAUUGGUAUGAAUUAGGAAUAAACAAUAAAUAUAUUAUUUAUAUAUUAAAUAAUACAUUUUUUACUUUUUUCACUUUUGUCUGAUUAUUUUGCACUAUUUUGUACUACUGUCCUAUUCUGUACAAUUUAUGCAUAACUUGUAUCUAGUUGCAUUUCAUUUCUCUCUUUAUCUGUGGAUUGGGUAUGGAUUUUUCCCCCCAAAAUGGUUCUAAUACAUAUUUACACAGUCAGCGUUUCCUUCGAUUUGGGGCAUUUUCACUUUAAGUAAUGCGUGCCCCAGGAAGUAGUUCACGCUUUAGUUUUAAGAGUAGAGAACUUUAGUUACACCUAUCCAGUGAUGGGUCAUGAUGAAGGGUGCAGUUUCAGCACCAGAAACACGUUGGUUUUGGUGGGGUACACAAUGUCCACCGGAUGUCUGGGGUGCUGCAGCCAAGAUCGUGGGGGACCCAGGCCCCUGCAAUCAUACAUUUUAUCCCCUAUCUUUUGGAUAGGGGAUAAGUUGUCUAGGGGCGGAGUACCCCUUUAAGGCAAGUUUCCCACAUAACACGUGCACUUCAUCAAAUUACAGCUGCCAGUCCCGGGCCAGCCUCUGGGUCUUAUGUUCCGAACUGGCAGCACUGUAGAUCUAUAUGGUGCCUCCAGUUGGAGGUUAUCAGACCCGCGUUCGGGCCGGGACUUGUGGGAGUAAUAUAGACCUCUCCUGCUCUCCUACUGUGUUGAUCCAGAAGAAGGCAACCCCCUCCACAUGAAGCUGAUGCCAAUUGCCCCAUAAUGGAGGAAAAAUGUUAUGUUGUGUAUUUACUGUUGAAGCAGAUGUCAUCCUAUAACUUAGAAGAGUCCAUGGAAAACACUAUAAAUGCCAAAGAAAGAACAAUACAAUAUCCCACGGAGACGCUGAACAAAUAUAUGUAUACUGAUAGCACUCAUGUAGUGAUCACUGCCGUCUGUUCCUAUAUGUGCCAUUAUAUGCCAUGUAACCAUUGUUCUGUCAUAUGUGUGAAGAUACUUGAUAGUGGAAUAAAGACAUUU